AUGGAAGGCAAGUCUGUACUUUUGUAUCUUUUGGAAUACUCUUACAGUUCUUCGUCACCGAAUGGAAUAUUGUCGUGUUCAUCAACGUAUACUGAAGUCUACAGACACUUUCAAUAUUUCAAAAACCCAACUGGAGAAGUGCCUUGCCCACUAACUCUACAAAGAGUCAAAGCAUGCGGGAUAAAUGCGAUGAAAAAGAAAGACGUUGCUGACCUUUUUUGUUUCCUCGACGAGGCAAGUAUUCAGUGGAGUCAACAAGAAGUAUUUGAUAAAACAGAGAAAGCGAAUGGUGAUAUACAACAGGGUCUAGAUGAAGAAGAUGAAUGGUUCUCCGAGGACGACAUGCUCGACAGUGAUGCUGUAUCUGAGUAA
Molecule: messenger RNA, 372 nt
Organism: Psylliodes chrysocephalus
Lineage: Eukaryota; Metazoa; Arthropoda; Insecta; Coleoptera; Chrysomelidae
Source: the annotation of a GenBank genome assembly